CAUAAAUCAUCUUGACCUAACAUUCGAUUAUAACUCCAUCUUCACAUUGUUAAUUUAAACAUUUUGGCUUUGGUUGUCAUGAUGAUCAUUAAAAUGAACUUCCUUUAUUGGACAACAAAAGUUAUUCGAAUGAAUUUUCAUACCACACGGAACUAUCGUCAACUAACCAAAAGUUUAAACGCAACAAAAAAAUUAUUUGUUUACAAUGAUAAACAGAAUAUCAUAGGAACUUUCGAUAAAUUGAAAAAUGCUAUUCGAACAUUUACAGUGGUUGUUGCGACCACUUGGUGCAUCACUCGUUAUUUUGCCGAACCUAUUCUACUACAAGGACCAUCAAUGGAACCGACUAUACUACAUAAUGAUAUUAUCAUUGCCGAAAAAUAUACUGCAGCAUUUCAUCGAAAUGAUUACAAACGAGGUGAUAUAGUUGUGGUUCGAUCGCCAAUGAACCCUCAUCAAUUCAUUUGUAAACGAAUCGCUGCUAUGCCAGGUGAUAUAAUCAGUGAACGCUUUCAUUUCAGUAAUUAUCGACAAACAGUUCAGAAAGGUCACGUUUGGCUUAUGGGUGAUAAUAAAACAAAUUCCACAGAUUCUCGAGAAUUCGGAGCUUUACCUAUGGGACUUAUAAUUGGUCGUGUUAUCUAUAGGAUUUGGCCUUUAAAUCGAAUAGAAAAUUUGAAAAAUCAAUUUGUCGAAUCAAAUAAAAAAGAUUUUUAGUCAA
Molecule: messenger RNA, 721 nt
Organism: Dermatophagoides pteronyssinus (European house dust mite)
Lineage: Eukaryota; Metazoa; Arthropoda; Arachnida; Sarcoptiformes; Pyroglyphidae
Product: mitochondrial inner membrane protease subunit 1
Cellular component (GO): membrane; mitochondrial inner membrane peptidase complex
Molecular function (GO): serine-type endopeptidase activity
Source: RefSeq, a predicted model, not a curated record